This is a messenger RNA of Dreissena polymorpha, 2361 nucleotides long. RefSeq lists its product as uncharacterized. Lineage: Eukaryota; Metazoa; Mollusca; Bivalvia; Myida; Dreissenidae. The record is from RefSeq and is a predicted model, not a curated record. Gene Ontology annotation, cellular component: chromatin; nucleoplasm. Bases 75 to 1865 code for a protein of 596 amino acids. The transcript has 3 exons. Gene Ontology annotation, biological process: positive regulation of DNA-templated transcription. Gene Ontology annotation, molecular function: zinc ion binding; ubiquitin-protein transferase activity.
UGCGUACAUUGGAAUCAUAUGAUGAUCAAGCAAUCAAGUUCAAAUUGUAUUAAUUUUCACUAUAUCGCUGCUGCAUGUUGAACAGAAGAGUUAUGCAAUACUGCGGAAUUAUAAGUAGAAAUAACAGUCUUUUAAGUAGAUCUCAUAGCUCCAUACAAAGCGACAACAUGGCAAUACCGGUGCAGUCUGGGAGAUACAAGGGUUCUGACUCGGUUCUGGAUUACUGCUGUUCUCCAUGCGAAGAGAUAGACAAGAACUCACUUCACGAGGCAGACGUUUAUUGCAAAAACUGUGUGAAGUUUUUCUGCGGGGACUGUAGUAAACCCCAUGCUCAACUCUACAAGUCACACAACACCUUUGAGCGAGAGGAUAUUAGUAACUGGCCAGUUCCAAAGGCAAAGGCAGACCUUCUACAAAAGUGCCAUGUACACAAGAACAAGAAGUUAAAGCACUUCUGCAGUGGCCACAACGAACUGUGCUGUAGUGCAUGCGUUCUGCAAAAUCACCGGCAAUGUAAGGAUGUUGCAUUAAUAUCCACAUUAGCUAAAGAGAACAAAGAUGGAGACAUUCAACCACUCUUAUUAAACUUAACAGCAACUCUAAAGCAUCUAAAUAAUCUGCAAAAUGCUGGAGAGUCCAACAUCAAAUUCAUAGACAUUCUAUACGAGAUAAGCUUACAAGAAAUAUGUAACUUGCGACAGAUAAUUAAUGCAGUAUUAGAUAAGCUAGAACAGAACUCAAAGAGGGAACUUGAAGAAAUGAGGAAAAAAAUAACAGCCAACCUCACAGAUGAUGUAGAGACCUUCACCAGACUUCAGGAUGACUUACAAAGGUUCUGUGAAGCAGUACAGGACACUGCGAAAAAGGGUAAGGAAGAACUACGAUUUAUAGCCGGUAAGAAGUGCCUUGAAAAGUUACAGCAGUAUGAUGCCUAUCUGAUGCAGCAUUCUGUUACGUUUGAAAGUACAAUCACAUUUCAUCGCUUUAUUGAAAUAGAAAAGUACUUGUCCACACUGCCAGGUCUAGGUACGAUUGUACAAGGUAGCACUGAGAAACCCACAAUGCUGAUACAGCAAGAUCAGGUCAUCUCUGUGAAAGGGAAGCACGAGUAUAAUGCGAGACUAGAAACUGACUCGCAUGAAAGAUCUAGCAUUACAGCCGUCUGUUGUCUGCCAAGUGGACAGGUGCUUCUUUCCGAUCGGGACAGUCAGAGAUUGAAACUUCUGGACAAAAGCUACAACAUAGUGGGCCACUUUGACCUGUCAGUAUCUCCAGGGGAUAUAUGUUUGGUUACUCCAGAGCAGGUGGUGGUAACAGUACAUGAUGGCCAUACACAAAUGAUACAGUUUAUCUCUGUGACCAACAGGCAGAUGGUGAAGGGUACCAAGAUUCCAUUGCAGCAAAGGUGUACUGGUAUUGCCCACCACCAAGGGGACCUGUAUGUCGCUGCGGAAACAGCACUGUACCAAUACACUCUUACUGGGAAAUUAGUGAAGAAAAUCUACGAAGAUAUCUCAGUAUGGAAAUGUGCUGUGAGUCCAAAUGGAGACAGAAUUUAUGUUACUAAAAAAGGCCAGGGCAAGAUCCUCACGCUGGCCAAAGAUGGAACAGUCCUCUCCACCUUCAGUAGCCCUGAACUUCAAGAGCCAUGUGUCUAUGUCGCAAAUGCUGGGCAGGUGCUGUUAUGUGACUUCUACACCCAUUUUAUCAUACAGGUUGACAGAGAGGGUACCAGGAAACUGGCCACUCAUGCUUCACAAGCCGACGGAAUGAAGCACCCAGUGUCUGUCUGCUUUAACAGGAACACUGACUCUGUCAUUGUUGGACAAUACAAAAAUACUAUCGUGGUUUUUAAAGUUAAAUGAACUGCAGCAGUCAUGGGAAUAUCAUAUUUGCCCACAAAGCACAACAUUUUUGUUCUGUUUGAUGAAAGAAAGAAAAUAAGCCUUCAUCUGGGAAAAAUGGGGCUCAAUGGCACGAGUCAUCCCAAAUUAGCCUGUGCAGUCUGCAUAGGCUAAUCAGGGACAACGAUUUUUUCUUUUACUAUAUUUUUUGGUUUAAAGGAAGUCUCUUCUUAGCCAAAAUACAGAAAGUAUUGUCCUUGAUUAGCCUGUAGGGACUGCACAGGCUCAUCUGGGAUGACACUUUACACUCAUGAAUUAAGCCCAGUUUCAACAGACUGAGGCUCAUAUGAAUCAAAGAACAUGAGCAAAUCAGCUGUAUUUCAAACUUACUGGUGCAGGACUUAGGGGCUAAUCUGCUGUAUUCAAAACUUACUGGUGCACGAUUUAGGGGCUUUUGCUGCAUUCAAAACUUACUGGUGCAGGAUCUAGGGACUUCUGCUGAAAUAAAAACUUACUG